Molecule: messenger RNA, 572 nt
Organism: Otolemur garnettii (small-eared galago)
Lineage: Eukaryota; Metazoa; Chordata; Mammalia; Primates; Galagidae
Gene: IL36RN
Product: interleukin 36 receptor antagonist
Exons: 5
Coding region: 67-534 (155 amino acids)
Biological process (GO): cellular response to lipopolysaccharide; inflammatory response to antigenic stimulus
Molecular function (GO): interleukin-1 receptor binding; cytokine activity
Source: RefSeq, a predicted model, not a curated record
ACUCCGCAGGCUCCCGCCAGGAGAAAGGAGCAUUCCCAGGGGCUUCUACACACUGUGGUGCUCAAGAUGGUUCUGAGUGGGGCACUGUGCUUCCGAAUGAAGGAUUCUGCAUUGAAGGUGCUUUAUCUGAACAAUAACCAACUUCUAGCCGGAGGGCUGCAUGCAGGGAAGGUUAUUAAAGGUGAGGAGAUCAACGUUGUCCCCAAUCGAUGGCUGGAUGCCAGUCUAUCCCCAGUCAUCCUGGGUGUCCAGGGAGGGAGCCAGUGCCUGUCAUGUGGGACAGGGCAGGAACCAACUUUGACCUUGGAGCCAGUGAACAUCAUGGAGCUCUACCUCGGAGCCAAGGAAUCCAAGAGCUUCACCUUCUACCGGCGGGACAGGGGGUUCACCUCCAGCUUCGAGUCGGCUGCUUACCCAGGCUGGUUCCUGUGCACUGUGCCCGAGGCUGACCAGCCUGUCAGCCUCAUCCAGCUUCCUGAGAACCCCAACGGGGAUACAUUCAUCGUGGACUUCUACUUCCAGCAGUGUGACUAGGGCAGCCCCCAGGAUUCCCUAGGUGGGGCCAGCUUGGG